CGUCACCACCAUUAGCGGCGUCCGUCCCCAUCUACCUCCAGGACGGGGCGCCCAUGUCCUCUCGCCAUUAAUGGCGCCCCAACGCUAUAAAUGGCAACAUAAACAUCCAAUUCACCCCACUCUCUCGCCCGCCCGCGCGCGCACACACACGCCCGCCCGCGCGCAUUAAACUCCGAGAUGCCCAUCCCGUCCCGUGCACCUCUGCUUGCAGCUGCAGGAGCGAGCUAGCUAGGUUCUAGGUAGCUGCCGAGAUUUGGCUGCGGCAAUGGGGAUCUGCUGCAGCAGGGAAGGAGGGGGGAGGGAGCUGGAGGAGACGGAGGGGUGGUUCCCGUGGAAGCACGACGACUUCUUGCAGGAGCAGCUCGCCGGCGCCGCCGGGGUGUCCAUGCACACCAAGCAAGGCUGGAAGGGCGUCAACCAGGACGCCAUGGCCGCCUGCCAGGACUUCGCCGGGCACAAGGGCCAGAUCUUCUGCGGGGUGUUCGACGGGCACGGCCCCCUCGGCCGGGACGUCGCUCGGCAUGUCCGGGACUCCCUUCCCAAGAAGCUGUCCGCCUCCCUGGCACCGAGAGCUGAAGACGACGCCCCCUCCAGCAACAGCAACGCGGACGUGGACUCGUUCGACAAGUCGGAUUGCACCUCGUCCAGCGACACCAGCGACGAGCACCAGCUGCUGUCCUCGUGGAAGAGCUUGAUCGUGAAGGCGUUCGAAGACGUCGACGAGGAGCUGAGGCAGCACUCCCGGAUCGACUGCAUUUGCAGUGGCACCACUGCUGUCACCGUCGUUAGGCAGGGUGAUCACUUGAUCAUUGCCAAUUUAGGCGAUUCGCGCGCUGUUCUUUGCGCGCGGGACAGCAAGGGCCGCCCGGUUUCGGUGCAAAUCACCACCGACUUGAAGCCAGAUCUUCCUGGUGAGGCUGAGAGGAUCCUGAGUUGCAAGGGGAGAAUCUUCGCAAUGGACGAUGAGCCCGACGUGCCGAGGCUGUGGUUGCCAGACCAGGACGCGCCGGGCCUCGCCAUGGCGAGGGCUUUCGGAGACUUCUGCCUCAAGAACCAUGGGCUCAUCUGCACACCCGAAGUGUACUACAGGAAGCUGUCUGAAAAGGAUGACUUCUUGGUGCUUGCCACUGAUGGGAUAUGGGACGUGCUAUCCAACAAGGAGGUGGUCAAGAUCGUCUCGUCGGUCUCCGACCGCUCAAAGGCGGCAAAGCAGCUCGUGGACCGGGCGGUUCGCGCGUGGCGGCGCAAGUUCCCGACGUCGAUGGUGGAUGACUGCGCGGCCGUCUGCCUCUUCCUGAAGCCAGCAGCCAUUUCAUCUGAGGAAGACAGCACGACCAAGCCGCCUCACGCACCCGUGCUGUCGUUCACCGGGAGUUUCCGCAAGGCUCUGGGCGGCGGUGAGGCGGAGGAGGGGACGGCGGUGUGGAGGGCGCUGGAGGGGGUGGCUCGGGUGAACUCGGUGAUCCGGCUUCCCAGGAUGCUGAGCCGACGGUGGCGGUCGGCGUCCAUGGAUGAGAACAACGACCAAGAAUCAUCCAAGGUUGAUUGACUGAUCGAUUCAUGCUCAUGCAUUGCCAAACUUAAAGGAUAAUAUUUUAGAACUUGAUUGAUAGUAGUUUCAUACGCCGUGUUCACGCAUUCAGGGUGUUCAGAUUGGACAUUAAUUCGGUUGGCAUGUACGCUUGCUGGGUUUGGUGUGUGUUGUGGUACCAAAUGGACAAGAGAACCCAAAGUUUGUAAUGGAUUCAGCUUUUUUAUAUCUCAA
Molecule: messenger RNA, 1765 nt
Organism: Triticum aestivum (bread wheat)
Lineage: Eukaryota; Viridiplantae; Streptophyta; Magnoliopsida; Poales; Poaceae
Product: probable protein phosphatase 2C 73
Exons: 5
Coding region: 266-1549 (427 amino acids)
Biological process (GO): protein dephosphorylation
Molecular function (GO): protein serine/threonine phosphatase activity
Source: RefSeq, a predicted model, not a curated record